GCAGUCAAACAGGUCUGAGAAAUCGUACAGCUCCAGUCCUUUCUCGUCCAUCGCCGUAGUCGCACCGCCACAUGUGCGCAUAUGAGAGAGACAGAAAGAGAGAGGGGGAGGGAGAGAGAAAGAGACAGCGUGCUUCAUAAUAAGCAAUCACGAGCAGCGAGGAAAAGAGGUGAAGGAAAAAUUCGCAAAGAAAUAGCGAGGCGAAUAGAGAAAAGAAGGGGAAGAAGGAGAAAAAAGCGUAAUAGAAUUAAAUAGAUAAAAUCGGACGAGGAGGUGCGUGAAUUACGAUCAAUCAGUGUCAUAUUAUCGAUUUGACGAUAUUGAAUUAAAGCGACGAGAAAAUUAUAUCCGGUAGUGUUUAACAAGAUUUAGAAGAACAAGAUUUAGAAGAACAAGAUUUAGAAGAAGCGAUAUUUUUAAGAAAACGGAAACAAGUUUCUCUCUUUCUCUAUGAAAAAAAACUACUUUCCGAAUUUCAAUAUUAAAUAAGAAGAAGUGUGUAUAUAGUCCAAAAUUUUCUAAAGAGAGAACAAACAUUUCCUGAGAAAUAAUAUAAGAGAAAUGCAAUGUGUAAUGUAUGAUAGGACUCUAUUACUCUUUGGCGGAAAUAGAUUCUUAUUACUGGCUUAGUGAAACGUAAACGAAACAAAUUGAACGAAAAUUGACAACGUGGAUAUACAACUUACUUGAGAACCGUAUUUGGCAACGAAAUUGAUGCAGAGACGCACGUUAAAAUCACUAAUUCACGAGUGUCGCGAAUAAGAACUGCAAAAUGCCGAAAGAAAAAAAGAUGAACCAUAAGUGCUACGUAUGUAACGAGCCUGCAGCUGGUUUUCAUUUUGGAGCGUUUACAUGCGAGGGCUGCAAGUCAUUCUUCGGUCGCACAUAUAACAACCUGAGUAGUGUGUCAAGCUGUAAAAAUGGCGGCAAUUGCGAGAUUAACAAGAAGAAUCGUACAUCCUGCAAAGCUUGCCGACUGCGAAAAUGCUUAUUAGCCGGUAUGUCCAAGUCGGGCUCACGCUAUGGCCGACGUUCAAAUUCGUUUAAGGAGAGCUACGCAUUGCAAGAACAAGAGGAGGAAGAUAAAUCGAGCGACAGAUCCCCCACUGUUUCAUCUUUCAAUUUAAGAAGUUUACCUCCUUUAUCUUCCGUCGUUUUUGAUGAUAAGAAUGACGCUGCAUCGACUCAGGAAACUCAGGAAAAUCAUGCCAACAAUACCACGAAUUUUCACGAUAACCAAGUUUAUGCGCAAAACUUGCACCUCAUGCAUCAGCAGCGGCUGUCUAUCAUAUUUUCAUUAAGUCAAGUUGCAUCAUCGUCUUAUCAAUUGCUCACGGAAUCAACGCCAAAAAUCAUAUCCGACAGCGAAACCAGUGACGUGGAGUCUAAGGGCAGUUCGACCCGAGUUUCACCAACAUUCAUCCACAAAAUAGAGGAGCGAACGCUGUCCAACUCGACGCCAUUGAUAAAUGAAAGUUCGAUGCUCAUGAACGCUCAUACUUCUUUAAAUUCAACGCCGAGUUUUAACACAUGGGAUGCAUCGGCAAAAGAUAACGAUUAUUCAUGGCAACUUAGUCCUGAUACUCUUACCGAUAAACCGACAGACGAACCGACAGGCGAACCGACAGACAAACCGAUAGACCUCAGCAUGCGGUCAAGUAGCAGCUCGUCGCAGUUUAAUGAGUCAUCGGAAAAGAGGAAGAAGAGAAAAAGGGAAGAUUGGAUAAACGAUAGCGACAGCUCAUCCGGAAUAAAUCCCCUCAAUUUAACGCUCAAUUCUUAAAAUCUGAUCUGAGAUCCAAAAGUCGAUUUUAACCUCGUCUAAUUUUAAAACAAAUAAUUUCAAAAAAUUCGAGAGAGAUGUCAGACAAGAAUUUAUAAACAAUAACGAUAAAUUUAUUGAUGAAACGAAAAGAAAUUAAUAAUAUACCGAUAAAGAGAGAUUACUUCCGCGAUGGAAAACAACUGAUUGCGAGCAAAUGUUGGUCGUUUUGAUCUGAUAGGCAUCAUCGUGAAAAUGU
Camponotus floridanus (Florida carpenter ant) is the source of this 2021-nucleotide messenger RNA. RefSeq names its product protein embryonic gonad. Gene Ontology annotation, biological process: regulation of DNA-templated transcription. The transcript has 4 exons. Lineage: Eukaryota; Metazoa; Arthropoda; Insecta; Hymenoptera; Formicidae. The record is from RefSeq and is a predicted model, not a curated record. The coding region runs from base 773 to 1783 and encodes 336 amino acids. Gene Ontology annotation, molecular function: sequence-specific DNA binding; zinc ion binding; DNA-binding transcription factor activity.